Molecule: messenger RNA, 797 nt
Organism: Pelobates fuscus (common spadefoot toad)
Lineage: Eukaryota; Metazoa; Chordata; Amphibia; Anura; Pelobatidae
Product: alveolar macrophage chemotactic factor-like
Exons: 4
Coding region: 55-369 (104 amino acids)
Biological process (GO): defense response; immune response; chemotaxis
Cellular component (GO): extracellular region
Molecular function (GO): chemokine activity
Source: RefSeq, a predicted model, not a curated record
CAAUACAGACGACCCCAACUAACAGCAUCAAACACUGCAAGCAUACAAGGAAACAUGGAAACUCAGACAAAGGUUCUGGUUUUCUUAGCUAUUUGUCUGGCAUGUUCUGCUGUAUCCAAAGGAAUGCCUAUGGCAAGAAUGAGUGAGCUGAGGUGUAUUUGCAUAAGCACAGAGUCAAGGUUUAUAGCCUCUAAACAUUUCCAGAAUGUUGAGAUUAUUCCUAAAGGACCACAUUGCAAAAAUGUGGAAGUGAUAGUAACUUUAAAAAAUGGACAAGAAGUAUGCUUAGAUCCAUCUGCCCCAUGGGUUAAGAAGAGAAUUGAUAGAAUUCUAGACAGUACAAAGACCACACCUGUGCCUCCUCAAUAAUUUGUGAAUCACAAGAAGUGGCUGAGAAGAAGAAAAGGAACACAGCAUGAAAAGCUAACUUCAAAUGGAUAUAGUGACAUUUUUUUAUUUAUUUAUUUUUUAUUUAAGGUUACGAAAAAAACUUAUAUUUUUCUUGGUGACUAUGUUGCUACAAUGUUCUGAAAACAGUGUUUAAGUAAUUUGUAUCAUGUUCAUUAUGGUUUUUUUAAAAAUCACAAAGCUCACGAAUCAGAGAAAAGACUCACUAUUUUAAUUGUUUCAAUUCAAUGUAAAUUUGGAUACAGUAUAUCUUGAUUUGGACAUGAAUGUUCUUUCAUAUACUGAACUUAUACACAUUUGUGUAUUAAAAAAAUAUUGAAAAAAUGAAUCUGUAAAACAGAACUCCUAUAUGGUAUAGAACUUUAUCUGUAUUGAUAAAGUUACAAAUG